CUGCAAGGGCGGAAGCCUCGGCUCCAGUGGUAACCUAAACGGGUCCGGAAAGCACAAACCUAACGUUGGAUACCGCCUGGGCCGCCGGAAGGCACUGUUCGAGAAGCGGAAGCGGAUCAGCGACUACGCCCUCGUCAUGGGAAUGUUCGGGAUCAUCGUCAUGGUCAUCGAGAAUGAGCUCAGCAGCGCCGGAGUGUACACGAAGGCCUCAUUUUACUCGACGGCGCUCAAGACCCUGAUCUCCGUCUCCACCGUGGUGCUGCUUGGCCUUAUCGUCGCUUACCAUGCCCUUGAAGUGCAGCUGUUCAUGAUCGACAACUGUGCGGACGACUGGCGUAUAGCGAUGACUUGGCAGAGGAUAGCGCAGAUAUCCAUGGAGCUGGCGAUCUGUGCAGUACAUCCUAUCCCUGGCCAGUACUACUUCCUGUGGACGACCAAGCUGGCCAACAAGGGGGGAGAGAUCGGGUCCCAGUGGGUGCCUUACGACGUGGCCCUUUCCCUUCCCAUGUUCCUCCGCCUCUACCUCAUCUGCCGCGUGAUGCUCCUGCACAGCAAGCUCUUCACGGACGCGUCCAGCCGCAGCAUCGGGGCCCUCAACCGCAUCAACUUCAACACGCGGUUCGUCCUCAAGACCCUCAUGACCAUCUGUCCUGGCACGGUCCUUCUCGUGUUCAUGGUCUCCCUGUGGAUCAUCGCCAGCUGGACGCUCCGACAGUGUGAGAGGUUCCACGACGAGGAUCACGCCAACCUCCUGAACGCCAUGUGGCUCAUAGCCAUCACCUUCCUGAGCGUGGGCUUCGGCGACAUCGUGCCCAACACCUACUGUGGGAGGGGGAUCGCCGUCAGCACUGGCAUCAUGGGUGCAGGGUGUACAGCGCUGUUGGUGGCUGUCGUGUCCAGAAAGAUGGAGUUGACGAGAGCAGAGAAACAUGUCCACAACUUCAUGAUGGACACGCAACUAACGAAGCGGUUAAAAAAUGCUGCGGCCAACGUAUUACGUGAAACGUGGCUCAUCUACAAGCAUACGAGGCUUGUAAAACGAGUCAACGCUGGCCGAGUGCGCACACACCAACGCAAGUUCCUGCUCGCAAUAUAUGCCUUACGCAAAGUGAAAAUGGAUCAGAGAAAACUAAUGGAUAAUGCAAAUACAAUAACAGACAUGGCAAAAACACAAAAUACAGUAUACGAGAUAGUUUCAGACAUGAGCUCAAGGUACGAUUCGUUGGAAGAAAGAAUUAUAGGGCUAGAAGACAAAUUAGUCAACAUUCAAGAACAGGUGGAGCUUCUGCCAGAUCUCAUAAAUCGAGUUUUGACACAGCACCAACAGGCGCAGGCGGCGAGUAACAAGGACAACGCGACCAAUAGCAACAACAACAGCAACAGUACCGACCGGUCCAACGAGCGGCGGAACUUCCUGCACCCCGAGUCGGCGGCUCUGCCCAACGCCAACCCGGCACUACUGUCCCACUCACGCAGUGUGCCCACCACGUCAGCACCGUACCACUGGCCGGCCAGCCCUAUCCUACCGCCCAUCAGCAGCCGAACCCCCCAUCUCGUACCGGAGCCGCUACACCCCAACAGCUGAGUAUUGGCAUAGUCAACGGAUGGGGAUCAGGCUGAGGUGUUGAUUUAGGUUAGGUCACUUGCUCACCACCCUUCGCUGCUUGCUCGCCCGCCAGCCAUGCCUCGAUACCAACACUAAAACUAGGGUCUUACCUUUUUGGCUGUAAUUUUACCUCAAAAUUCCGUAUCUAAAUGAAUAUUUUCAAGAUGCGAGCCAUAUAAUUGUACUAUAUGGGCAUGCUGAUCUUUUAUUCUUUGUGAUUUGUAAUCAUCUGAAAGAGAUUGUUCUGAAAGUGCAAUAUCAAAAUCUCUUUUAUUUCUAAAAUGUUUUUGUGGCUGGCGGAUUGGCUAAGUAAGUGAUUUUCCAAAAAAUAUAUAGCGUUUGAUCGUUACUUUUGUUAUAACCUGUAUUUAAAGCAGGCGUUUGAACUAAUUUAGUUUUAUAUUGAUUAGAAGCGGAAGGACCAAUUCGAUUUAAGACUAUACACUGUACUGCUAUAUAGUCACUUAUGCCUUAUAGACACUUUUAUGAAAAGAAGUAGAUUUUAACCUUUGCUUAAUAAACGAGCAUGCCUCAUUAUAUUUUGCAAAACUUUGACUAAAUCAGAAAUCUUUACAACUUUAAAUAAACUUUGCUAAAUAAAACUAAAAUAAAUAUUAUAAAUUUAUAAACUAUGUCCAAUCUAGUAAAACUUGAUUUAAACUGUAGCAAAUGCUGGCGAGGGAGAAAGUAUUUUGUAUGAGAAUUGUAUAUAUUUAUAUAGAAAAAAGUAGAAGGUUGCAUAAAUAAACCUUGGAUCGCAUAGAAACAGAUUUCAACCAAUGAGAAUAAGUUGGCGUACAUAGAACAAACAGAAACUCAAAUAAAUCUCAAUACAAGAUAAACAUUUUGUGUCUCUAAAACCUUUUUCACUCAAAAAAGCUAUCAACAAAAAGAAUUAUUACCUGAUGAAAUGUAUCAGGUAAUCUAGCUCUACAAAAAAAGAGAAGACAAAAUAUGUAUGUAAUUCAGUCCCUAAACUUUGUUAGCUAUUCAGAAAACAACAUAGGCGUUUUUGAACACUAUAAGUAAGGUUUGGUAUAUAUCCACCAAUAGUGCUGGAUGUUAAUUUUAGAUUUGGACAUGUGAUGAUUGCUUUAGGCCUAUUUAAACAAAAAUAUUCUUUGCUAUUGCUGUGUUCAAAAAGAUUAUUCGUACUGUUCUCACUUUACAUUUUCUUCUGCCAUAAUGGACAAUUCAUGAUGAAAGCAUUGAUCAAACUGUUCCAGAAAAUUCGUGGCAUACAUUGUAAUUUCUCCCAUCUGGAAUGCAUUGCAAUAUUUUGUGACAAUGAUUGUAGGUUAACUUUUGCAUUGAAAUGUAUGAAGUGCGGUGACAUUGUGAAAAGACACCAGAUCCCUGUCAUAUUUUGGGUAAUUUAGUAAAAAGAACAGAUUUUUUUGUUUUUAGUUGAGUUCCGUUAGUUAACAAAUGCAGUCUCUUAUUUUUAUCACUCAAAAGAAUGCAAACCCUACAAUAGAAACCACUGCACUUGCCUGGCGAUUCCAGGAGGUACUCAACUUUAGCUGGCCUUUAGUAAGCCAGUACAUUGAUAGUUGUGCUUAAAAGACACAGCAAAUCAGUGUUCUCAGAACACUAUCACGAUCUAAUAUAAUUAGAUGCCAACUCAGGCCCAUUCCAAAGACUGUUGCAAUGGUGUAGAAAGCUGGUCGAAUCAUUCAUUGUUAUUUUCUAAGUACUUGGUCAGUUCAUUGUUUGUCAAUGAACACAUCUCGAAAUUGAUAUUUCCACGCAGUAACCAGUUAUUUUUUUGUAUUUGAUAUUCCAUUUUAUCUUUAUUUGUGUACUAAGUAUUAGUAGGCGUAUUGAAUUUGUAUAUUUUUUGUUAAAGUGUACAUAUUUGUUAUGAGAAGAGAGCUAUUCAAAAUUAUUUUAAACAUAUUUGUUGCUUAAGUAUUGUAUAAUUUAUUUCAUAGUUUUAAAACUGUGUUUGUUAAAUAAUUUUUACAACAUCAGAAACUGAGCAAAUUUGGAUUUACAGGUCUGAAAUAUUUUUAUUUUUACAAAAUGUGGCUCUGAGGAAUUUUUAUGUAGCUCUAAGGGUCGAGGUACUAGAGGGAACUGGAUUAUUUUUGUUGGACAUUUUCUGUGACCUUGACCGGUCAGAGAACAACCAUGUUGUACAAUUUCCAGGGAUGAGAAUUUUCAGUCAGUUAUUAGUUCACAUAUUAAUUGUUAAUUAUGCAGUUUAAGCACUAAAUAUAGACUCUGUCAUAAUGGUUCAAAGCAAAUGUUAUUAAUGUUGUUAAUUUUAAUUUAACUUCACUUAUAUUAAAUUAAUUUUUGUGUGGGGAGAAAAUUAGCUGUACUUAGGCCUACUGAGAAUUGAGGAACACAGAAAGUUGUAAAAGAUUAUUAAUUUUAUCAGAUCUAAAAGCUGUAUAAAAAUUCAGCUGUAUUAAAAAUUCCUAUGUUCAAAUGUAUUUGUAACUAGGAUUUUACAACACUUUUGAUUAAAAAUUUUUUUUAUCUUUGUUUUUUACUGUAUAAAUCUUUUGUAGAGUCUACUCGAAACUCUUAGACCAUUAAAUAUCACAAAUUUUUGCAACAUUCUGCUAAUAGAUACCUUUUGUUUAGUAUUAACCACUGAAGAUAGUUAAUUUGAAAAGAAUUGGUAAAGGAUUGUAUAGAUUUAUAAAUUAUAUCAUUUGAAUUCUACAGUUGCAAUCUCCUUGUAGAGUAAAAGAAUAUUAUUAAAAAGGGAAUCAGGUGAAUUUAAUGCAUUAUCUGUAUAUGAAGAAAAUUCAUUAAAUUCAUUGAUGUCUGCAUUUCAAAUUGAAUUUAUUGGUAAAUUGUACGUAAAAUUGCUUGGAAAUUAAAGUUCUUCUUUAAAAUUAUUAAUUGAACCUCCCUCCCAGUAUUCGAUAUUAGUCUUUAGAAAAUCUUUUAACGAAUCUCUUUAAAGUAUUUUAUCAAACAAAACUUUAAAUAAUGUUAUCAGUAUUGAAUAUUUCCCUAAGCAAUACUCAUUAUUAUAAAACAAUAUGACCUAAUAUUCAUCGUAAUAAUAUCGCCUAACCCGCCACUGGUAUGUGCUAAGAGUGAGCUAGCCUAACCAACCUCAACUAGCCUAACCUGAUUCUGAACGUUGAUGUAAAGUGAAUUGUUAAACUUUUCUUGUAAAUAACAAUUGAAUAGUGUCUUAUAAAUAAUUCAUUAGUAUAUAAUGUUUUUAUUACAUACCGUAUUCAUACUAAUUCCACCUUGAUUUUUCACAUAAUUUUCACUUGACCUUAGUUUUAUAUAGAAAAUGUAACGUUGAAUAUCUUAUUUUUCUUGUAGUUUCAAAUAGUUGGUAUGAAACGAAUUUCUAUAACUAAAGGUGUAAAAUAAAAGUUGUAUUAAUUUUUCGUAGGAUAAUUUGAUAAUAUUCUGUCACUUACCUCACUCACUUAUAGAACAUAGGACAGAAUGGGUGAUUUUUAAAUAACUUGAAAAUUAUUUCAAAUUUCCUCUUGUAAGGAUAAUAUAUAUGUAGGCCUUGGAUGAAAUCUUGUAUUAAUGUAACUGAAUUGCUACCGAUUACAAGCAGGAUAUGUUUAUAUCAAUACAUGCUAAGUGAGGUAUAAGUUUGUACAGAUAAACAUUGGUCAUGAUUGAACAUUUCUCUAUCUUGGAUUUUGAUAGAUUAACUUGGAACACAUACUUUUGUGCAAUUCCUAUUUGAAAUUUAUCAUCCAACCCAUAUCAGCUUUUACCAACUUUUACUUAUGCACAUUUUAGUGUGGUUAGCAACUUUUUAAUAUUUGUAAUUUCCACCUUUUGAAACUGUUAUGCCAUCUUUUUUUAUUAUUUUCCUGUCAAAACUCAUUUUACCAGAAAACAGAUUUCAAACCUGAAUAUAGAAAUCAGAAACAAUACAAAUUUUCAUCCUAGGCCUUUAUAAUAUUGAUGUGUUGUAUUUAAUUCAUCAAUUUUCUCUCAUCUUGACAUCUUAUAAUUAAAGCAGUGUUAUAUGGUCUGUAUUUUUUUCAUGAAUUUGUUCAAAUAAAAAAUAACUAUUAAAAUAGGAUAUCAACAAUUUUCAAUUUGCAAAACACAAUGUUUUUUUUCAAUUCAGAGGACUAUACUUUCUCCUGUCAUAAAUUAUUACAAUUGUUUUAGAUUUUUCAUUUAAAAAUUAUAAUUUAUUCUUUAUUUGACCUUUUUUUUGCUAUGAUUCAUUCAAUAAAAUCUUUCUGAAUUCCAUUAUAAGUUGUUGAGAUGAGAAUUUGAAGUAGUCUAUGUUAUGGUUAAGAUGUGAUUUGUGUUCUGGCAGAAGAGUUGUGGUUAGUUAAACAAUGGUUAGUUCUGGCAGAAAUGUCACAUAUAUUGCUUGACAUUUUGCAAAUUUUAAAACUGGGAGUCUUUUUACCUUCUAUAACCGAGUCUUUUUCGUGGAAUUUUAAUACCUUUUACAAUUUCACCCAAACCUACUUGUUAAAUUGUUGUACGCAAUCAAUCUGAUAACUGCCCUAGUGUGAUAAUGUUCUCAUGUAAUACUUAAAUCAGCUGUUCAGUGUUCAUGGGUAGAGAAAAGAAUUUUGAAACGAGAAGUUAAUAUAGUAUUCAGCGCAGAUACCUGAAGUGGUUUGCUUAAAAUAAACAUUGAACAGAUUGUCCAAUGUAUGUAAAAAGUUACACCUAUGUUCAGCUCUGGGAUUGAAAACAUCACAACUUUUGAUGUUAGACAACUUUCUUCCAAAAGGAACCCCCCCCCCCUAUUAUAGUUUGUGAAAAACUAUAAUAGGGCUUUGCACAUCUUCAUAGAUAAAUAUCUAAAUAAAAAAAUAUCUAAAUAUCUAUAGUAUAACCAUUGUGUAGCCAAUGAUAAACGGAUGGAAUGUUCUAGUCAAAUGUGGUAUACUAUUUUAAGUUUUAGCAACGUAUUUAAGCACUAAUAUGAAAAAUAUGUGUAAUGAUUGUAAAGGUACCUUAGGUACAGUUUUAUUACUAGCAGUAAUUAACUGUUUCCUUGUUUCGAACAUAAAAUUCACUAGGUUGCAUUUAGACAUUGGGUUAAGUUAACACCCUGAUCAUGCAAUAUGUCACUUAUUGGUAAUGUGCAAAGUUGUAGAAUUUUGAAUGUUUCACCUAUAAGUAUAAACAACUUCAAUUUAUCGCUAAAAAUUGUGUAAUUUUAAUCGCAAAUGAGCUGAAACAGAGUAUCGAAGGACUGGACAGAACGUAACCAAAGCCUAUAUCAAACUAACUGUUAUAUUUUACUGGAUUAUUGCAACGGUGCUACUAUUUUGACCUUUUAAUCCCAAAACCAGUAGGGUUCUUCCUAGGAACACAUCAUGUUGUGAAUUUUUUUAUCUCAGAGCACUGAGUUCUUAAUCAGUUUGUGUUCCUGUGGUGAAAAAAAGUUACAAUCGUAGUAAAUUCAAUAGAUGAAUUUGUUGAUUGAUUUUGUGGGGGAGGAGGUUACGUAUGUUCUUUUCGUGUUGAAAUUCAAUGUUAAUAUCAUUUUGUUUUUCCCUAUAAAACGAUACAUUGGGAGAAGUGUGCAAAAAAUAUUCAUGUUCUCUCUUUCUCAACCUGUUAUAUAGAAUUUAUAGUGAAGUCCAAAACGCAACUGUGACACAAUUUUGAGACAGUCAGAACACAAAUCACAUGAUGACUCGGGUGAUUCGAUUGUAAGUCGAGACGACAGCAGUUCGUACACAAUUAGAGUAACGUAUUAUUGUAACGUAAAAUAUUACUAUAUCUGAACUAAUGGGCAACAAUGACAGUUGUCGAAAACUGAGACACCAUAUUUCAAGGACAGGCAGACCAAACUAAUAUAUUAAUAGUACAUUAGAGUUGUAAUUUUAAACGUAUAUUUAUACAGUAUUACUAUUUAAAAAUUAUUAAAUAUAUUUCUUUAAAAUAAGAAAAUUUAACACUUGUAAAUAUACAUUUAAUAUUUUGUAAAUAUUGUUGCGUAGUUUGUAAUCGUUGUAAAUAGGAAUAAAUGUAGAAUAUGUUUGCAUAUCGAAUGAUGUUUUUUUAGGGGAAUUUUAUUGUAAGAAAUAGAGAACAAGAAAAUCAAAUAUGCUUUUAUUUUCUCACUCUGCUUUUUAAUUUAACAAUGUAUAUCUAGUGAAAAAUUGUCUUCUAAGGAGUAUAACGAAUGUGUACCAGUAGAAUCGUGCUGGAAUGGUUUUUUUUUUUCAUUCCAAUUACAUUAUUUUAGUGUGAACAUUUUCAAAUUCUUAUUUCAUAUCUCAAAAAAAACCGAGAUAUACCUAAAGUAUUACCUAUUACAUUAUUGUUUUCAAUCUCUUCUGAACUUUUUGUGUGCUCUUAUUAAUUGUAAAACUUACUAAAAUUACGUUAGUCCUAAAAAUUCCAGCUAAUUUCAGGCGAGGAUAAUUGAUUUUACAGUUGGUAUUUUGAAGCAAUUCUAAUAAAUCUAUGAGAGAUAUAAAAAUGUAAUUUUAAUCUUAAUUAAAAUAUAUUCUGUACUUUAGUCGAUGUAGGUAAGUAUGAAACAAUUAUGAAUUUCUAUUAGAUGCUAAAUUUAGAAGUUAGUUAAUUCAUUAAAAUAUACAUCAUUUUAAUAUUUACUUCAGAAAUGCUUUCAUUUAUCAAAUAAACAAUGAGCGUGCCUCUAGAUUACCUUAUUAGUUGACUUGGUUCUUACUGUAUUCAAACUACAAUUCUGCCAAUUAUAUUUUUAGGUGUGGUUUGUCAAAAAGUUCUUGGUGCUAUAAAUCUUCCACUCACAUUUCAUUUAAUGUAUACAAAUCUAAAAUUGGAAAGAUUCCAUACAUAUUAUUGUGUAUAUUAUGUAAAACAAAUACACUUGGUGAAGUUUUGAGGUGUAAACACAAAAAAUGGAACCAAUUACAAUUAAAAUCUUGCAUUACUUAAUUACUUGUAUCAAAAUAUCUAACUUUUAAUGCUGAUAAAUCUCAAUAUCUUUUCCAUGUUUUUUGUGGCAAGUUGUGCUGUAAUUAUGCUCUGACUGUUAUUAAAUCACAUUUUAGUAAUUUGGAGUUUACUAGACAUCAAAUUGGUUGUACUAUACCGCAUUCCAGCGGAUUUUUUAAAAGUACUCUAAAAUAUAAUAUUCUGUUUUGAUGGGUGAUAAAUACCCAUUUCCUUGAAUUCUUUCAAGUCGGUCUUGCCAUGACUUGUUUCUGGGAGGUUUGGUAAAAUUUCUUUCAUGUACAUUUGAUUCCUGAUAAUGGUUGAAAUAAUAAAAAAUAAUUAAAUUCUGAGAUUUGACACAAGGAAAAAAGAAAUUUAUUGUAUUGUUUGUUUCCAUUUAUAAAUAAAUACUCCCUACUUUUCAGUUAACGUGAUAAUGUGUUUUAAUAGUACGAGUCCAGUUUUAUAAAUCCAUAUAGUAGAAUUUGCUAUGAAUAUUAAGUUUAUAUUUGGACAGGACAGAACUAUCUUCAGAAACUCUUUUGGUAGGGCCAGAGCCAGGCUGGGGAGUAGCUUUCUUUUACAGCAAAGCUCUUGUAAAAAAAAAGAUGGGAAAAGAAGAUUAGAUCCUUAACCUGGAGAAAGGCUUCUGACUUAGACAAUAUAAAAUGUUUAUCUCUCCUUAUGCAAAAGGUGGUCAGCUCUCCUUGAACAAAGUAAGGAGGAUAUACGACUGGUAUUAGGGAUGCUGACAGGGCAUGGCUCUCUUAGAAAACAUCUGAUGAAGGAGGGUCUAAGUCAGACUGAUGAAUGCAGACUCUGCAGAAAAAAAGGAGAGUCAGCGGAACAUAUAUGGCUAAACUGUCCUGCCAUUUAUAAAAUUAAGAAAAAAUUCCUAGGAGCGUAUCUUCUCAACCCUAAGGAUAUCAGAGAACAGGAGCCUUCAAAUCUGAUCUGAGUUUUCUGGAAAAGUUUCAGAUUUUGAGUCCUAAACUUUAAGUAAGGGAGGCACAAAGGUCCUUUCAUACAGAUAAAAUUUGAUUUUUUUGUCUCUCCCUCUAGACAAAAAAAAACUACUGUAAACUAGUUACACAGUUAUAUAUAAAUUAAACUCAUGUUCUUGUUGUUGUAUUAAUCAUUGAAUUAAGACCUCAACUCAAAGGAAUAGACAUCUUGUGUAUUUAGAGCACCUCUAUGCAUCAUUUUCACAGUUACUUGCUGAUAGUGGAACUAAGUAAACUUUUUAUUAGUUUUCCCUUAAUCUAUUUACCCCUGAUAAUGGAGUAACAAGUAGAAAUUUGUUAGCAAUCUAAAUAACACUUUUUGAGAAUAUUAAUUAAGUAAUGCAGAAUUUAGAAUUGUAAAUGGUUUCAUCUCUUUGUUACCUGCCCUUAAAUAAGUCCUUUUUUGAAAAUAUUAUGUAAGUUAUAGAGUAUAAUGUACUUUACAGUAUAUUUGAUUUCUUGAUAAGUAUGAAUCAUAAUUUUACUUUUUUGAUUAUAGACUCAUCACUUAAGUGUUAUGUCAGGUGGAUUUAAAGUACAGUGGAGUCCCGCUAAUCCGAACACGUGUAAUCCGAACGUCGGUUAAUCCGAACAGGUCCAGGAGGAAUUAUUUAUAACGAUAAUGAACAGUUAUAGGAACUAAUUACAUAAAAAAUGAA
Homalodisca vitripennis (glassy-winged sharpshooter) is the source of this 10124-nucleotide messenger RNA. RefSeq names its product small conductance calcium-activated potassium channel protein-like. The coding region runs from base 137 to 1585 and encodes 482 amino acids. Gene Ontology annotation, biological process: potassium ion transmembrane transport. NCBI's taxonomy places the organism in Eukaryota, Metazoa, Arthropoda, Insecta, Hemiptera, Cicadellidae. Gene Ontology annotation, cellular component: neuronal cell body; plasma membrane; neuron projection. Gene Ontology annotation, molecular function: calmodulin binding; small conductance calcium-activated potassium channel activity. The transcript has 9 exons. The record is from RefSeq and is a predicted model, not a curated record.